AUGAUUGCUCUUCUCGUCUUUCUAAUCUCCGCAGCCUCCGCUGAAAUCCUUGGUGAUCUCAAUUGCACCACUUACGUCGGCGAUGGAACUAUUACAUUCGGCUACUCACCAAGCGCCACGGUCUGCAGUAACACAAUCUCUGACGCUUCGUGUAAUGUGCUCUAUGCUCCCGUGACUGAUGGAGAGUUUCCAGCUCCUGGAAAUGAUGUCGAGCGUCCAUUCAACUGUUAUACCACGGAGGGUGCCAAUACUGGAGCAUUCAGUGCUGAUAUGAAGAAAGCUGCGUUGGAUUCGUGCCCAAAAUCGUGUGGAUAUUGCUGCCAGACUAGCGCCUAUAACUGCAGAAAUGUUAAUUUCCCACGCCUGAGAUGCGAGACCAUCACUGCCUCCCAAUGCACCUCCGCCACAUGGCGUACCAUCAUUGCUGCCGACUGCCCAUCAGCCUGUGGAUUCUGUAACGAUGGAGGAUGUGUCGAUGGAGUCAUGGACUGUGGCAACGACAUCUCCAUCUGUAACGCCGUCGGCAUGCAAGAUUUCGUUAACCAGUACUGCCAACGAACCUGCCAAAGAUGUGGAACCACCACUGCCGCUUCGACAGGAACUGGCACCUGCACCUCGUUCAUCGCCGACACGAGUGCCUCGUGCAGUGCAUGGGCUACUAAUGGAUUCUGCACCAACACGUUCUACACCGCUGCACAACGUAGAGUGUACUGUGCUACCACUUGCAGAAUUUGUUAA
Molecule: messenger RNA, 738 nt
Organism: Caenorhabditis briggsae
Lineage: Eukaryota; Metazoa; Nematoda; Chromadorea; Rhabditida; Rhabditidae
Exons: 3
Coding region: 1-738 (245 amino acids)
Source: RefSeq, a predicted model, not a curated record